Molecule: messenger RNA, 3199 nt
Organism: Tripterygium wilfordii
Lineage: Eukaryota; Viridiplantae; Streptophyta; Magnoliopsida; Celastrales; Celastraceae
Product: zinc finger CCCH domain-containing protein 55-like
Exons: 4
Coding region: 305-2722 (805 amino acids)
Molecular function (GO): metal ion binding
Source: RefSeq, a predicted model, not a curated record
AAAUUUACAAUAGGAUUCACUGAGCAAAGUCUAGCAGAGGUAUAUACCUAAGCAGAGUCUCCAAGCGGACCAAGCCUCGACCUUUACCCCUCUUACAGGAGGAGUUUUGUGUGCAACAAAUGGCGGAGUGUUUAGUAUUUACACAGUUGUUCGGUUCACUCGCUUUCUAAUUGAAUUCGCUCUCUCUCUAGCGUUUUUUUUUCCUUAUUCUCUAUCAGUGUCGCUGCAUGGCGUGCUCUCUCUGAUUCUCAUUAUACUUUACUGUGAUUCUUGAGUGUGUGAAAGUUGUGCUGCCUUUUGAAAAAUGAGUGGAAUUGGAAGAAAACGUAUUUCUAAGUGGAAUUUGAAAGAGGAGUCUCAGCUACCAGUUGAAAAUUUACAAGACAGAUCUUGGCCAGGGAGAACAGGCGUAUCUUUCCAUGAAAACGAGACUGAAUCUGGUCAUGAGAGUUAUCGCAUGAGAAUCUCUCCCGGACUCGAUGAAUGGAGAAAGCAAAGACAUCGCCACUCUCCUACAAAUGAAUGGAAUAGAUCACGCAGAAGUGGGAGCCAUAGCCGGAGCAGGAGCAGGAGCAGGAGCAGGAGCAGGAGCCCUGUCCGUGGCUUUAGGCGAGAAUCAGGAGUUCUUGGUAGAAGUAGAAAUGGAUCUGGAUCUGCACAAUUAUGUAGAGAUUUUUCUGCUGGGAGGUGCAGAAGGGGUGAUCAUUGUCCAUUUUAUCAUCAGGGUACUCAAAAUUACGAGGAUGGUUGGGAAAAUAGACAAAGGAGACCUGGAGGUUCAAAUUAUUCCCCUCCACAUGACUCCCGGGAGUACCCUGAGAGGAGUGGGAGAUCUCUUGAUUGUUGUAGUGAGUUUCUAAAAGGUAGGUGUCGCAGGGGGGCAUCAUGUAGAUAUGCUCAUCAUGGUGCUUCCGAUGUGUUUGGUAAGGUAAUUGGAGAUGAUGCUAUUAGAGAAAGAGAAAAUGAUAGAAGGCACAGAGAUGUGUCCCUGGAGUGGAGUGGUGAACCUGAACCCCGCAGGAGCACUAAUGUUACAUGCAAAUAUUUUGCAGCAGGAAAUUGUCGUAAUGGGAAAUAUUGCAGGUUUUCUCAUCAUGGUCCAGUACGUGUAAGUCCUGACCAAAGGUCAAGGGAUAAUCGGUUGGUUCAGGGUCGCAAUGCAGAAGAUGUGGAGAGGUCGCAGAAUUCUUCAAAAUGGGGUGAUACAGAUACAUUUUCAAAUUCUGCAAAGUGGAAUGAUGACAAAAAUAAAGUAACGGGUGCUCCUGAUUCAGGGUUUACUGCUUGGCCUACCUCUUCUAGAUGGGGCAGCCAUAAUUUUGAUAAUAGAGAUCUGAAGGACAGUGAUAAAGCAGUUGAGGAUGAGAAGAAAGAAGGCCUUCAUUGGACAUCAGAAAAUGCAAGUGCUGGUGUAUGUGCUUCUGAACCUGAAGGUGGUAAUAAUUGGCUUGGUGAUAUGGAAAUGUCUCCUGACUGGAACUAUAAAGAGCAACCUUCCAAAAAUUCCAUGAAAGAAGAGCACGGCUCUGUUGUUCAGAGUUUGCAAUCUCUAAUUCCUACUGAACCUACUCGUGAUCUGGCUAUAAAUCAUGGGGUGUCUGGUCGGAUGCAUGAUGCCUCUUCAGUAAUGCAACCAAUGACAGUGGAAAGGUUUGACCUUCAACAGGACUUGAAUCUGAGGCAGGGUGGCACAGUUGCAUUGUCAUGCAAUGAUAUUAACACAAUAGGAAAUACCGCCACUUCUCGCAUUGAUCUAAAUUACAAUUCAGAAAUCUUUCCUGGACAAAGUUUUGAACAUAACAUCCAGAAUUCAGAUGUUGCACCUUUUUCAAGCAUGAAUGCAGUUGGGAAAAGUCAAAUGGCAAUUCCAGGUGGUGGAAACAUAAUAAAUCACCCCAAUCAUGCAGCAUCUCUGGAUGGACCACCAAGCAAGAAGAAGCUAGAGAUCGGGGAUGUGACCUCGUCCCAAGUAAGUUCUGGAAUUUUGCCAUCUCAUAACAUGGUUAGCAGUGAGCAGCUCACAAGCCUCUCAGUCUCUCUUGCACAUUUGUUAGCAAACGGGCAGCAGCUUCCACAAAUUUAUGCGUCUUUCAGUUCCCAUAAUGCUACAAAUCUGCCUGCUAUUGCCAAAACUGAAAGGCCUACUGAACCAAGUUCUGCAGCAUCUUCUCAGCCAAAGCAGGUCAUCGAAGACGAGAAGCGAUAUGAUCCUUUGUGUGAACCACAGAUAUUAUCAGAAAGAUUACACCCCUCAUCUUUUGCUGCAGGAACAAACGACAGUGAUAAUGAUAAAAUACAAGACGAACCGGGUAAAAUUGCUGAACUUACAAAGGAAAACAAUGUAAUGGGGGCUGAGGAAAGUAAUAAAGUAGGAGAGCAGGGUGAAGUUCAGCAAGAUAAUGGUUCGGGGGCAAAAGUAGAAGGAGAUGCCAAGACUGGCGAGGGCAAGAAGAGCAAGGAUAUCAAGGGGAUGCGCACAUUUAAAUUUGCACUGGUGGAGUUUGUUAAGGAGAUCCUGAAACCCACAUGGAAGGAAGGUGAAAUGAGUAAAGAUGCUUACAAAAAUAUAGUGAAGAAGGUGGUUGACAAAGUGACUAGUACAAUGCAGGGAUCUACUAUUCCUCAGACUCAAGAAAAAAUUGAUCAAUAUCUUUCAUUUUCAAAGCCAAAGCUGAAUAAACUUGUACAGGUAUAUGUGGAAAAAUUCCAGAAGGCCUCAUGAAACAAGGAACAUAUUACCUCCAUUGUUGAAUUUUCAAUUUUCUCUAUGUAUUGCAAGUCCUGGCUAGGUCUUUUUUCUUUGAAUUUAGAAUCAGCAGCAGCUCCUAGAACUAUAUUCUUCUCUCUCUUUUUUUUAGUUUUAUGUUUCUGUAAUUUAGUUGUCUAAAUUAUGGUUACAACAUUCAACUGUCAUGCAGAUGUACGAUAUUCUGAAACUUUUUUGAUUAAACAUUGUUUUCGCAAAUAAUAGUAUGUAUCAUAUGCCGGUGUCCGACUUGGCUGUGGCCACCCAACUCUGGAGGAUCAACUAGGGACUUCGGCUUAUAAGGGGACUGACAGAUGAUAAGUUGCUGAAUGACAAUACCACCUCUUUUGAACUUGGUGGUGUAUUACCUAUUGUAUUGUGGAUAUCAUCUUACGAUUUAUUUGAUUUGAAUCUGUGAUAAUGCCAAUCCCAAUGAUGAUAAUGUUGUUGCUU